GGGCGUUGCUGGUGUUUGAGGAGAGAAAUAGAGUCCAGUGUCCAUGGAGGUGAACCACCCAGCACCUCUCAGGCUCUUGGAACUUGCAGCCCACAGCCUGCUGAGCAAUGAGGCUUCAGUUCUACUGGUGUUGGAACAGCUCACAGUGAACCUUUUCCCGCCACUACUCACUGCUGCAUUUGCGAAGGGGCACAGAAAGGCUCUGAAGGCCUUGGUGCAGGCCUGGCCCUUCCCCUUUCUCCGUCUGGGCUCUCUGAUAGUGCAGUGGCCCAACCAAGACAGCCUGCAAGCUGUGGUGGAUGGGCUGGAGGCCUUUUCUGCCCACACGGCUUGUCCCAGGAAGUCAGAACUGAGGAUGCUGGAUUUCACCCUGGACUCUGAGCAAGUCCACAGUAAAGGGGCUUCUGAAGCCUUGGCCAAGUUCCCAUUUUGGUUACCAUCAACAGUCAAGGCAGAGAUGCCCCAGGCCACGGCCAGGCCCAAGCCAACAGAGAAUAUGAAAAAAGGACCAAAGCAGCCAUGGGAAGCAGAAGCUGCACAUUGA
Messenger RNA from Cercocebus atys (sooty mangabey), 544 nucleotides. RefSeq names its product leucine-rich repeat-containing protein PRAME-like. The record is from RefSeq and is a predicted model, not a curated record. The coding region runs from base 44 to 544 and encodes 166 amino acids. The transcript is spliced from 4 exons. NCBI's taxonomy places the organism in Eukaryota, Metazoa, Chordata, Mammalia, Primates, Cercopithecidae. Gene Ontology annotation, cellular component: cytoplasm.